AUGGACGUCGACACGGCAGACCAACCUGAUAAAGCCCCUCAAGCCUGCGUCUCCUGUCGAAAGCAAAAGAGAAAAUGCGACAAGUUGUUGCCCAGCUGCUCGUUGUGCACUCGCAUGUCCCGGCCUUGUGAUUAUUCGGAGACCGCCCCGAUUCCUACCUCUGAAGACUUUGCCAUGAUGCGACAGAAAAUUGCUGACCUGGAAGCCCGACUCGAAGGUCGACGCUCCGAGGGCUGGCAUGGACCGAUGCGAUCUUUCAGCAGGAGCCCGGGCACGGGCAGCGAGGCUGGCUUUGCGACCGACAGCAAUGUCACCUUCCCGCCUGCUUUUUUCCUCGACGCCGAAGUCUAUGCCGAAGCGCAGAUGACCAUUCCUCGACCCAACAUAGCGGUCCCCCCCGAGGUUGCGGCGACGGUGGGAGUCUCGAUCCUGGACAUCCAGGACAUUGUCGACCGGUACUUUGCCAACAUUCACACCUGGCUUCCUUUCAUCUCCAAGAAGCGCAUGCAGCUGACACUGUCCAAUCCCGCUCUGGAGCUCACUCUCGACCUAGCACUCCUCCUGCUGUCCAUGAAACUGGUCCUCCAAGUUCCCCAGGGGGAUUCCCAGAGUAUUCGAUCCCCGCUGUACAAUCUCACCAAGAGCUACGCCACGAUGGUGGAAUCGAGUGGAUUGAUGUCCUUACAAUUGCUGCAAGCAAACAUCUUGAUCGCGACGUACGAGCUCGGCCAUGCGGUCUAUCCAGCUGCUUACCUAAGUACUGGACACUGCGCAAGGCUAGGACAUGCUCUGGGUCUCAACGACAGGAAACGUGCUCCUCAAAUGUUGAAGAAGAAAUCGGGAGCGUGGGCGGAGCUAGAAGAGUUCAAAAGGACGUGGUGGGCAACAAUGCUGCUGGAUAGGUAUGUCAAUCUGGGUUCCUCAGGUCACCCUUUGUCUACCGAUGACCCUGUCCUCAAUGAAACCUUACCGGCAGACGACGACCUCUGGGACGAAGGCCACAUAACGACAAGUGAGCCCCUUUACGUGACCUCGCCCACCAAUGUCAAAGCCGGAGCGUUUACACGAACGUGCCAGGCGACGCACCUCAUGGGAAGGCUCGUCCGACUCCUCAAUGACAAAAUGCUUGAUGCCCCCAUGCGAUUUUCAGAAGCAAUCCAACUACAUCGGACACUGCAGGCAUUGGCAAACCUACUUCCCAACGAUGUCCAUCACGUUCCCGAGCGCUAUGGAACACCCUUGGCCCUCUGUUACAGCAGUCUCAUGCACCUGUGUGACCCCUUUGCCUGUACCGAGUCCAACCACGGCUUCCAUACUGUCGAAGAGACUGAGAUGCAGACAAUUGCAAUCGCAGGGCUGAAGUCGGUUGCAUCAGAUGUACUCCGUUUCAGCCAGCUGUGGCACAUGGGCAUGCUAUCGAACCCUGCGGCGGCAAGUCCUUUGCUUGGUGAUUGUUUAUAUUUUGCGGCGGCUAUAUACGCAUGGCUUGCCCAAGAAACAGGAGUAAGGGAAAUGGGAGACGCCUACCAUGUUCUCAGGAAGGUGUUGGAAACAAUGUCUUCCCGAUGGGCGGUAGCGCAGCAAUAUUUGAUUUUGCUCGACCUGAGUAAGGAGAAUCUAUAUGCGGAUUCGAUACUCGUCUGA
Messenger RNA from Fonsecaea nubica, 1644 nucleotides. RefSeq lists its product as hypothetical. NCBI's taxonomy places the organism in Eukaryota, Fungi, Ascomycota, Eurotiomycetes, Chaetothyriales, Herpotrichiellaceae. Bases 1 to 1644 code for a protein of 547 amino acids. Gene Ontology annotation, cellular component: nucleus. Gene Ontology annotation, biological process: regulation of DNA-templated transcription; DNA-templated transcription. The transcript has 2 exons. Gene Ontology annotation, molecular function: DNA binding; zinc ion binding; DNA-binding transcription factor activity, RNA polymerase II-specific. The record is from RefSeq and is a predicted model, not a curated record.